AUGACUUCGAUUAUCUUUGCUGUGAUCCUCGCGAUCUUCGCGGUUGGCUCGGCGCAUCCAAUGGAGAAGCGACAGGAUGAUGGCUCGUGGAGUUUAUAUGCAUAUGGCCACGGCAUUGACGGGCUGCUCAUCUUCUAUGCAGAUGGUCAAGCUCAGAUCGGUAACAUGGAUCUGUCAAACGCAACCAACAAGUCCACGUUUUCAUUAACCUUUGGCGACAACCCAAACACCUGGGUUGCCCAUUCCGAUAACACAACUACCCUUGCCAAUACUACCACUCUGCUGGGAUUGAGCGAUACUGGCUCAAUGGCUUGUCCAGUCGUUUUUACCCCGAGCCAGACAAGUAACAACACAACCAUGCCGACACCACAAACCAAUGUGUGGACUUUGUAUGGAAAAUAUGUUGUGUGUAGCCAGGACAGGGUCAACUUCUACGCCCAACCGACAGGACAAGAUGGAUGGUAUAUCUUGCUAUGGAGUGCAAUGACAGAUGCAGCUCUGCAGAAUAUCCCGGUGACUCUGAGAACCAUCGGCCCUGCCUCUGGCUAA
Molecule: messenger RNA, 549 nt
Organism: Penicillium robsamsonii
Lineage: Eukaryota; Fungi; Ascomycota; Eurotiomycetes; Eurotiales; Aspergillaceae
Exons: 3
Coding region: 1-549 (182 amino acids)
Source: RefSeq, a predicted model, not a curated record